Rhea pennata is the source of this 1437-nucleotide messenger RNA. Its product is annotated as transmembrane protease serine 11E-like. The record is from RefSeq and is a predicted model, not a curated record. Gene Ontology annotation, biological process: proteolysis. Gene Ontology annotation, molecular function: serine-type endopeptidase activity. Bases 1 to 1437 code for a protein of 478 amino acids. Lineage: Eukaryota; Metazoa; Chordata; Aves; Rheiformes; Rheidae. The transcript has 10 exons.
AUGAAGGAUCUGCAUUCAACACCUUUCUCUUCCCGUCACUCCAGUCCAUGCGACUCCUGCGUCUUCCAGCAGCACCCACUAUGCAAUCCAGAUUUUAGUCAAGCUGUGGUCGGAGGUCAAAAAGGCUAUCAGACCUACCGGGACCUGCCAUGGGAUCUUCAAAAAAUUCACCAGCCUGCCAUCAAAAUCAGACAUCUCGAGCCCUGGAAAAUUGCUCUAAUUGUUAUUGGAGCAGCAGUAGCAGCAGCCAUCACCAUUGGACUCCUGGUUUAUUUUCUGGCGUAUGAUCAGAAACUCUUCUACUACAGUGGCAACAUAAAAAUCACCAGCAUCCGGUACAGUAAUGAGUUGUCCCGACAGUCUUCGGGAGGAUUUAGAGACCUGAGUGAGAGGAUUGAGAGACUGAUGGACAAGACAUUUCACAAUUCCAUUUUAAGAAAAAAAUACAUCCGCUCACGCUUAAUCAGAGUGAGCCCCGAUACCGGUGGUGUGGUGGCAGAGGCUCUACUCACAUUCUGGUUCUCCUCUACGGACUGCAGAGAAGCACUGCGAGAAAGAGUUGAAUGGAUAUUACGGAGGGGCCUGAAAAAGUACAAUGGCCCCUUGCAAAUAGAUGUCAAAUAUUCUACUGUCUUGGAUAUGGAGAAGAAAAGAGCAGAAGCCCUCUUCAAUGACAUCUGUGGCUUACGGCAGAAUAGAUCAGUCAAGUCAAUAGCAAAAUUGUCAUCAUUGAGAAUAGUCGGUGGAUUGUCUUCGGCAGAGACGGGGGACUGGCCGUGGCAAGCUAGUUUACAGUACAAUAACAUCCAUCGCUGUGGCGCAACACUCAUCAGUAACACGUGGCUUGUAUCUGCAGCUCACUGCUUCAGAGACAUGAGUCACCCUCACAAGUGGACUGCUACUUUUGGAGCUCUUUUGAAGCCACCAAGUGUGAAGCGAUCAGUCAAGACUAUUAUUAUUCAUGAAAAGUAUCGCUACCCAGAACAUGAUUAUGACAUUGCGCUUGUGAAGCUCUCUAAACAAGUUGAGUUUACAAGCAACAUACACCGCGUUUGUCUGCCUGAGCCAUCUCAGACUUUUCCAUAUAAUAUUUAUGCUGUCAUCACAGGCUGGGGAGCACUUACCAAUGACGGUCCAACUCCUAAUGUUCUUCAGGAAGCUACAGUGAAACUUAUAGACUCAAACACUUGCAACCGAAAAGAAGUGUAUGAUGGUGACAUAACACCUAGGAUGCUGUGUGCUGGAUACUUGGAAGGAGGAGUAGAUGCUUGUCAGGGGGACUCUGGGGGACCGCUGGUUACUCCAGAUUCUAGACUGAUGUGGUACCUCGUGGGAAUAGUGAGCUGGGGAGAUGAAUGUGCCAAAGCAAAUAAACCUGGAGUUUACACACGAGUGACUUACUUCCGUGACUGGAUUACCUCAAAAACUGGCAUCUGA